AUGCCUAUGGAAUCGGCUGUUGUGAACCGAACUCUUUCAAUACAUAUGGAAUCUACUUUGUGUUCCGUGACUUCCUUCUCUCUUCCUUCCCCCUCCGCCUCUAGAAUUAUCUCAUUCUUAACAGCCCGAGACCCAAAUGAAAUUUACGGAAAAACGGAGCUUCCGCAACAAAAAUUGGGGCAUUUGAGGCUAUACUAUAGAAUUCGUUAUGCUUGUCAUUUGAGCUGGGAGGCUUCAAGGUCGAUGCUCAGUUGGGGUAGGCACGUUAUCACUAGGAAGGGAAUUCUUUCUCAGCCUUUCCCAUCCAUCUUACCAUAUGGGACCCUCCGUUCGAUGUCUCAUCAGUACGACCCGGCAUUCAGUAAGGCAAAAGCAAAAAUGCCACUGAGUCUUUGCCCUCUGGUCUUUGUUUCAUUCUGGGACGUGGAGCUGAGAAAGUCAGGCAUGACAAUGCCGACGGUUGAUACCAGGCGCUGUGUGAUGCAAAUCCGAGCUGACUUAAUUGAGUUAAUUAGACUUUGUCGGCUCGUUGGUAAGGCGAUGUCCCAGCGACCUGAAGAUGCUAAACUUGCGAAAACUUUUGGUGUCAUGGAUCUUCCGGUAAAGAAAUAG
Messenger RNA from Dovyalis caffra, 612 nucleotides. The record is from the annotation of a GenBank genome assembly. Lineage: Eukaryota; Viridiplantae; Streptophyta; Magnoliopsida; Malpighiales; Salicaceae.